Molecule: messenger RNA, 1692 nt
Organism: Malaya genurostris
Lineage: Eukaryota; Metazoa; Arthropoda; Insecta; Diptera; Culicidae
Product: venom serine protease 34-like
Exons: 4
Coding region: 482-1675 (397 amino acids)
Biological process (GO): proteolysis
Molecular function (GO): serine-type endopeptidase activity
Source: RefSeq, a predicted model, not a curated record
UCGUAAGCUCAGAGCUUUUCCUAGACUUUUGACCAGUGCUUAAGGAAACAGAAUCGAAUUAGUUAAGCAAUAAAAACGACUAACUUGUGUCCGCUGCAAGGUGGCAAUUGUGGAAAGCAGCCUUGAAAAACAACCCAAGUGCACGUAAAAGAGCGGGACGGUUUUUUUUUUUUGAAUACAUUUUGCGUGCUAUUUACAUGCACAUCAGACACCGGAUACGGAUUUACGGUCACGAUUCACAACGCAUAAUCUGAUACCGUAGAAAAACAAAGCCCCAAAAAAACCGUCCUAAAUUAAAUCUUAAUUCCAGUGGGGAAGGAAAAUGGAAGCGAAAAUGAAAUUGAUGUCUUGUUGCGGUAAUACCUGCGGCCAAGGAUAAUUGAUUCUGUGACUAGUGAAAUAUUAUUUCUUUUGCAUGUUUAAAAAGUUCAAGGAAGCACGUUUUAUAUUUUGAUUUAAUAAUUGCGUUUUUGCUUGUUUCAUGAUUAAAUUGGUACAUUCAACGGUUCGGAUAGUAGUCCCACUGAUGGUUAUCUCCCUUUCAUUGGCAUUCGGACAAUACACAGGCUGUGAUUACUAUCAACAAGUCGUCACCGGCGAAUCGUAUGCUAUCUACUCACCCAAUUAUGACCAGUUGUAUCAGGCCAACACGCACUGUCGUUGGACUCUGUCCACCACCCCGGGAUCAAGAAUUGCCUUAUCUUGUCCCGAUGUUUACAUUCCACAGAGCACUUCAUGUUACUACGACAAAUUGUUAAUCUCAACUGGAGGUAAAUUGGAUCUUUCAGAUUCGAAAGCCUACUGCGGAACCGGUACUGUAACCACGGAGUCUAUUGGAAGUUCAAUGGUUGUUACGCUGGAAGUGUCCACAGCAACGCACGGUGGAAGGUUCUACUGCACUGCUAAGAAAAUCAACUGUCAAUGUGGUAUGAAACGUAAGAAAAAAAUUGUUGGAGGUACAGAAACCUUAGUCAAUGAGUUUCCAAUGAUGGCUGCACUAAUUGAUAUGGCUAGCGGAAAUGGGAUAUUUUGCGGUGCCACAAUCAUUAGCAACUUUCAUGCAAUAUCGGCUGCCCACUGCCCCAUUGGCCAUAGUAUCACUAACCUGGCCCUGUUAGUAGGAGAUCACAAUAUCACCUCCGGUACGGAUACACUAUAUGCCGCCAUACACCGCGUUGCAUCUAUUAAAACGCAUGAGUUGUACAACAUGGAAACUAAACUCAAUGAUAUCGCAAUUGUUCGCGCCGCUACAGAGAUUAUUUUCUCAGCCGGUGUUGGUCCAGCUUGUUUACCCUUCAAAUAUUACGGAGCAACAUUCGUAGGAUUGGAGCUAGAGGCUGUAGGCUGGGGUUCGACAGAUUUUGGUGAUCCAAAGUCAAAUGUUCUGCUGAAGGUCAGCCUAACCGUGAUCGAUCCCAGCAAAUGUUAUGCGACGUUCAAAAACUACGCAAUUACUCAAAUUUGUACUUUUGUGCCUGGGAAGGACACAUGCCAGAGUGACUCAGGUGGGCCAUUAUUAUACACUGACUUCUACAAUGGCCUGGUUUAUCUUAUUGGUACGGUAAGUUAUGGUAUGGCUUGUGCCACUAAUGAUCCGAGUGUGAGUACCAGAGUUACAGAGUAUAUGGAUUGGAUUAUGAAAAACACUCCUGAAUGGACAUAUUGUUAUCAAUAAAAUAUGUUAAAACUGAA